AUGUCGAGCCAUAUCCACCCCGCCUCAGCAUUCCCCCAGGGACCUGGCCUGGCCGCCAAGAAGCCGACUACCCCCGGAUCGAAAGCCACUCUGUCCCUGGCCAAACCAAGUAAGGCGUGCAGCACAGUUGACAUGAACCAGCUUUCCCCGCAUGUUUCCAAGCAGGCCCCUCCUUCCCCUCCCACCUCCACGCCCACCCAAGCGCCCCCCGCCAGUCCCCGCAAAAGAAAAUCUGUCGUCUUCAACGACCAGCCACUGCGUAGCGCCCGGAGUAUCCCAAACCACCGCUCUCGAGCCCGCACAAUCGCCUCUAUUCCUCGCACCACAACCGAUGCCCCGCACCUUGCCCCCGUCCAGCCGACCCUGUUCUCAUCACGCGCCUAUGCCGAUCAGCAGAAGCGCGCCCGGCUCUCUCUCGCUGCCCCUCACCCGAACUUCCUCACAUCUCCUGGCCCCUCCCACAACCGUGAAGCCAACCUGAGACGACUCGAAUCAACUGGCUCGCCGCUUGGCGCUAAGGCCGAGUCUAAAAAGAAACUCUCUCGCUUUUAUUACAACCCGUCUUUCCUCCAGGAAGUCCCUCGCCGCCCGAAGAGUCCCACACUCGCCAUCUCAGCUGGCUCGAAGCAAACUGCUCGUCGCAACUCCCACCCGAUGCUCGCCGAAAAGGAUCAGUCGCGUUUAGAGGACUCUGACGAAUCUUCUGACUCUGAUGAGGAGGUUGCUUUGACACUCAUCAACGACACUUUCGAUCUCCGGAGAACGUCCUCUUGUUCGCGACUUCAGAAACUUCGGAACGAGGUGGAUGAUGAAUCAGGCGACGAAAUCGCGGAGCUACGCCCUAUUUUAAAGAAAACGCGUGGACGGAUCUUGCUGGCAGAAUCAGUACAGCAAGCCACUGCCGAGAACGGUCGACGCAGGCUUUCACUUGAUCCAGCUCCACUGCUGUCUUACCGUCAAGUGAUUGCUGCCGUGACAUCUAAAGCCUCGCAUAAAACGAGUCCCAGCUUCCCCGCCCACGCGUCAACCAGCGCGUUGCCAGCAGCAAAUGUAGCCGAUUCUUCCGCAUCCAACCAGUCAGCCGACUCGCUGCAAAGCUGUUCGGAGACUUCAAAUACCAAUCUUCUGAACGGUUCUACCGUUGAUGCCGAUUUGCCCACAGAUCGCUCGGAUUCCCAAGGUGAUAACCUCCCCUCGGAAGCUAGCAGCUCAGUUGACAGUGACGCGAUCGAGGCCUGCCUACUCUCAUCCGCCCGGAGCUGCUUGGUCACUCUUCAAGCUUCCCUUCUUCCUCCACCCGAUGAAAUGCGCCUAGACCCCGUCUCCCCCUUGGCGAAACUGGCAAGCCCUGAGAAACACAAGUUGAGCAAAAUGGGCACUCUGGACGGCAGCCCACGGGAGCCUCGGGGCGUCCUGCCACGCGCUCCUACCUGUAACCCUCGCCUUGAGCCACCCAAGCCUCAACCUCGGACUCGUGGGCGACAGAGGCUCAGGGCCCGCCCCAAAUCUACCGACUCUCGGAGUACACCAACCACAUCGGGACCGCUUCGCACCCCUGAAUCUAGCCCCAUGCGACAGUCACAAUCCCUUCCACAAGUAACGAUCACCUUAAGAGAAGUGGAAGAUGCUUACAUCUCCCUACAUGACCAUCUGGACGCCUUCUUCAAGCAUUGGCAAGAAACUGGACCACCUUCGGACGAGGACCAACAGUCACGGCUAGGGCCACUCUUCGCAGAUGAUGUUGGCACUGCUCUCAUGAAAUGUCUCGUGAGGGAAGUUGAAAAUCUGUGCAGACACGAUGAUACCACCUCAGCUCAACCGCAGACCACAUCGGACAGCAAUCCAGCCACUCCAGAUUUGAGGGACGAGAUUUCGCGGAUGAUCGUUCACUCAGCCGGCAAACCUUCGUCAUCAAACGAUGCUUCUGCGCCUCCGCCUGCAGCCGUCAAUAAGUCUGGGGCCUCAACCAAUGAAAUCAGAAGACGGGUUGCUGAAAUUGAGACCGGUCAAGCUGCGCUGCGAUGUAUUGCCAUCCUGUGGAGCUGGCCUAGUUGCAUGGUACAUUUUGAUGAUUCCCAUACUCAGCGUCUAUUAGCGCUCCUAAUUCAAAUACCGAAAUCUUCCGUCCUCCGCCGAAAGAAGAAUCUCAUUGCCGUUGGACUCAUGAAUAACAUCUUCAAGCUUCAAAGACUGAAACGCGCCACGCUCGAGCCUCACGUUAGCUGUGUGGUCGAUGCUAUCGCAAGUACAUUGUAUCUGUCUGCUGGAAAAAGCGGAGACAAAGGCCAAAAGGUGUUGUGCUUGGGCCUGUCAGCUUUGCAGCAACUUACAACCCAGGUUCCUCAACAGAUGGUACCGAAGAUCAGCAAGUUUCUCGAGCCUUUCUUAGCAUCCUUGAUGGCUCCCGAUUCUUCAAUGUUGAGGCAUCAUGCCAUCGCUGGUUUGGGUGCAUUGAUCAAUUGCACCAAACAGGAAUGGGAUGUCCCGGCGAAACCCCCGGCUCGGGUUCAAAUUCACGAACUUCGUACCUCGACUGACGCUUUGCUUAAGCUCCAGCAAGGAAGGAAGGAAGCUUUCAGAGAGAAACUUUCCACAUUCGUACUGGCUUUUUACAAUGACAAAAACACUUUCUUGCGUUGGCACCUACUCGCCAAACAAAUCAAACGUUCCCUCAGAGCGGGCGACGUCGGUUGGGUGAUAAGUGUGAUGGCAACUAUGAUUGCCUUACUCGGCAAACGGAUCAGAAAAUUAGACCCGCCUCUGACCCAAGUCUUCAUGCCGCUCAUCAACCAUCUGGUAAGAGAUAGCCGAACGCAACACCUGACAUCUCAGCUUUGGGAUUAUUACAUCCAUGUCAUGUUGCAAUGGAGCAUCGACCAUCGCACCAAUAACUGCGAAGAAUUUUGGGCGCUUAACCCGACGCAACUCACCUUUUUCUUGCAGUUAUUCCGCGGCACCUUCUCUGUUCCAGCCAAAACUUUGCCCAGUCCGAAAGCAGCUCCAUCCAAUCCUUCCCUUGGCGCUAGCGGCAUUUCUGAUCAAUACCAAAGCUUACUUCAGCCGAACAAGGACGCUGCCGGGCCCGAACCGCGAACCAAUCCGGCCGUUUCAGAUACCAGUUUUCAAGCAGCAGCCUUGCCCGAGAAUGGCCAAUGCCAGUCUGUAGACGUCGCUCAUUCAUCUUCCCAUCACAUCCUACUUUGCGCGUACCUCUAUGGGGCCAUCGGAUUUAUCAAGCAAUAUCAGGCUCACCCACCGAUGUUUUGUAGCCCGCCUUCUGAGUUGCUAGCCCUGACGGAUACCUGUUCGAGGUUCCAAUAUCUAGAUAUCGUUUGGGAUCAGAUGAUCGAACCCUUUCUGCCCACCAUUCUCACCGGACCACAUGAUGAGCAGAGGCUACAUGUCUAUGACGUCUUGGCCGCUUUAUGCAGAUAUGACUCCUCCGAUUCGCCAACAGAAACCAAUUGGACUCCUGAUCGAUUGGUCCAUCCUGCCUACCAUCAGCCGCCCACUAAGCCCGAAUCGUCCACCGAGAUCUGCCUGGAAGAAUUCUCUAAUGCGGCGCUCUCCUCGGCCGUGGUUCCGGUCGAAAUUCCAGCUCUUGACCCGCUGUGGAUUUGCUCUCGAUACGACAAGGUUCUACCGAUGAUCGCUUCCUCUAUCAGCUCAAUCCAGUAUAUCAAGAACCUCAAUUCAACUCAAUGGGUGAAGCACCCCUCUACUGGAUCCCAAGAUUCCAAACGAGUCGGGCCGAGGAGUAUGUUCAGGCUCUGGCAAGAGCUUAUGAAAUCCAUUGGGUCGGUCUAUCAAGCCUGUGAUUGGAUAUUUGAAACUGAGCUCUCGGCGUCCCUCUCCGCUAUUGGCGAUACACUGGAACAUGCGAUCCAAACUCCAGCUCCUCUCGCAUUACGCGACGAGAGGGAGCCCCACCAUUCCCCCAACAUUUCUAUCUUUCUGUUUCGCCAUCUUUAUUGCAUCCUCAAGCAUGGCUUGGGUCCGGAGAUCAUGAACCGCAGGCUAAUCGUGAUCAAUGGAAGUGGAUCCCCCGACAAGCCUCGAAAAAUCAGCCUUUCUUUUAAGAUUCUAUCAUUUGUUUUCACCUCUUCAGCUGCCGGUGAGAUUGCGAACGCAUUGGGUCCCGAGGAUUGGCUGGAGUAUUGCGCCUUGGCUCAGGUUAUUGUCGAUGAUUUCAUUUCUGCACAGAAGGUGGUUGGCUUCAACGAAAAGCUCCACGAUCUCGUCAACGACCUGUCGGAGGUUCUACAAGCUUGUACACAAGACCGGCUGAAAUCGCUAUUCGGAAAGAUUUCGAUGAAGAUUGUAAUUGAGCUCAUGAAGAUCACCGAGCCCGGAGUUUUGUUGGACGAACCAUCUUUGAAACCAGCCGCUGCUAUUAUGAUUGAUGCAUCCUUCCAAAGCUUGCAGGAUGGAGGGGACGUUGAGCAAGAUACCAGGAAAAAGUUCAUUGAGGUCUUUAAUGAAUUUCUCUCGCGGCUAACUCAGGGUAGUCUCAAAAUCAUGCUUGAUAGCUGCCAAAUAAGACUUUCGGCAUAUCUUAACGAUGAACGGAAUGAUGAUAGGCAGCUGCUUUACCAUACAUUGCUUUCCAAACUUCAGAACGUCGACCUCGCACUCUUAAUGCCCCCCAUUGAACUCUCUGCCUUGGUCCUUUCUCCAUUCCGAAACCAGUCAAGCUCCUCGACAUUCUCUUCGAAACAAUUCAUUCAUUUCGCUACAACGUCCGCCCAUGCUUACAUUGGAGAUCAGGAAAAUAUUGUCCAAGCCGUGAAGGAUUUCACCCCAGUUUCUCUACCCUCUCGCCCUGUCACCCCCGUCAAAGCUUCUGAUCAUACCCGCUGUAGUCCAUUGUCGGUGGCGCUCCCCAACGACACUAAAUCACCCUCGCCAACUUCAGAGACAAUGUGCGGAAUGCAGGACUCAAGCAGCAUUCGUGAAUGCGUUCCGGAUCACCCGAGUGCUACGACUGGGCCUCGCAACCCCCUCAAUAAUGAAAGCCAAAUCUCACCAUCAGCCCGGGAAAACUCAAAGGAUGAAACUGUCCGAGAUUCUUCUCCUGAGCCUUUGGACAAGUCAGAUGCGGAAAUGAUCAUAGAAUCCCCAGCAAAACUCGUCCCCCUAGAGCGUUCCGAUCCCCUCUCCCCAGAGUCACCCCGCUCCUCAGGGGAAGACCCCGCUGGUUCACCGGCGAAGGAUAACCCAGCCUCUGCCGAACAAAUUGCAAAAACUGACAAGGCUUCUGACAAAGUUCAAGCUGUCAACGAGCAAUCGCAGACCCCCGAGUUAAGGUUACCAGAGAAGCCCACUGACACGACUAGUCUACCGAAGGCAUUGAACUCUAAGCCUGUGGACGCGCCAAUAGAUCGCCCAGAUGCCAAGUCGAUCGAAAAAUCGAGCGCUACUUUACUCUCACACGCAAAAACUCCACAGGCGCCCUCGGAGAUUCGGCCGUCUAUUGAGGGUUAUUUGCAGCAGCUUGAUCCGCGCCUCUCGGUUGACCCUAUACUUGAAGCUCCGUGCCUCCCACCUCCACCGUCCGAGACCUCUGCAGCAUGUCCCACUCACGCGACAAAACCUCCGGCUGACAGCUCAUCGCAAUCAAAGCAUCUUGAUGUUCGAGAUCCGGCCCUGUUCGGGCCGCUACUACAAAGUCAAAGAUUGUCUGACAGAGCUCAAGAUGGAGGAAGCCCAAGGGCUCUCCAAGCUGGUUUCAAAGAAACCAGCGCAUUCCACUGUCCCUCCUCACCACCUGGCAAACAAUUUUCGGGGUGGGCCAUAUACAUCGCAGGGGCUUGUGGUCAGGUAGAUGCUUGCAUCAACCCAGACCUCUCAGACUCGAAGACACCACUGAUCCGACUUGACGAAAUGUCGAAGCCGUUUUUCCAAUUAUCAAUUAAUCAACCAGGACCACAUGCCCCAACCGGACGGUCGGCAUUCCAACUGAAUGUUAAAAACAUCAACUCCAACGCCUGCUUAAAAUCAAGUAUAAUUCCCAGUCCCUGUGCAUCGUCCUCUGCACAACCUUACACCCCGAAGUCGUUCUUGCAUCCGGCCGAAGCUCAUGACCGCCAAAUUUCCCCUCUCACAACCAGCCUGGGUGCGUUAGACACUCUCGCUCCUUUUGCUAAGCGUCAAGGAGGGAAAAAUCUUUCCUUCGGCCCUCCACAAUUAGCAUCCCUUGAACCUGCUCGAAGCGCGAGGGAGAUGUUGCAGAACAUGACUACCCGCAAGCCGCAGGAGAGCUCCAAGACACAAGUUCAGGCUGGUUCGAAUCCGGACCCAUCAUCUCAGACCGAUGAGGGCUCGCCUGAUGCCCCCGAAAUUUCUAGCAAAUCUGUGCUGCUGUCCAAACGGAAACGAGAUGAGCCCCACUCGAAUCUCGCCGACAAACUCGACCAUCCCUCGCAAGCUACUAGUACUUUUGCCGCGGUUGAUCUGGUCUCCAGAAGCCAACCCGUAGAGUCAGGCACUCGAGCCGAUAAUCCUGCUCCCGGCAGGUUGCUGUCACCAUCGUCUUCGACCAGGAAAUUGAUGUCUCAAACGACUUCGACCAGGAAGUCGCCAGUUCGACACUUACUACCAUCGAUAUCUGCAUCGAAUGAGGAUAGCAGCUCUCCACCCCCUCGUAAAAAGACUAAAUGCAGCGAAAGCUCAGUGGCCCCGCCAAUCGAGAUCAGCGACGAAGCGAGCAAUGUCCCGAAGCAGGCUAUUUCAAGCUCGUCCCCUGUUGCACGCCCUCAAGCUGAUGAGGUUCAGUCUGAAGUCGCAGAGACCAGUCUAGCCCCACUUGAUUCGACCAAUUCAGACUCGCCUCGACCUUCGACAAAGAGAAGAGGAAGGAGGAGUGACUGCGAGAUCCUACUGGAAUGCGCAUCUUCCAGUCAACUGGGCAGGAUUACUAAAACUGCCUCCGAGAUACUCGUUUCGCGAGCUCGGGUUACGCGUGCAUCUUCACGCCGAUUGAGCUCGGAUGAAAGACUAUCUAAUUGA
Puccinia triticina is the source of this 7008-nucleotide messenger RNA. RefSeq lists its product as uncharacterized. Bases 1 to 7008 code for a protein of 2335 amino acids. The record is from RefSeq and is a predicted model, not a curated record. The transcript has 9 exons. Lineage: Eukaryota; Fungi; Basidiomycota; Pucciniomycetes; Pucciniales; Pucciniaceae.